GUUAGGCGGGAUCAGGUGCGCGCACAGAGAGAAUGUGCAAGCAGAGUUCGUUUCUGCCACAACAAAAGUAGUCUACAUGAUCGUGCGAGAUCGUGCUAAUACACACGCACCGCUGGAUAUGGUGUGCCGCGCUACUGUAGUUGCCGGAGCCCCAUGGGAGGGAUCGCAGCUGUUGGCGUCCCGGCGUUCAUCCGUCCAUCAGAGGUGUGAAGUCAUGGUCACCGGCGAUGACUGUGAGAGGAAGUUGACGUAGUGGCGGCAACACCCUUUUAACUCUUUUCACAUCUCGCCAGCUGCGCUCUCCCUGCGCUCUCCCCGCUCAUUCUCUUAUUUUGUAUCGUGCCAGGUCCCCCGCCGUCGCCCUUCGCCGCUACGGUAGCUUGCCGCUUUUUUUAUUUCUCUGGCGACUUCAUGGCGGGAAGAGUGCGCGCGACUGAUCCCGCAUGGUGGUGAACUAGCGCGGGCGGGGAGAGGCGGCCUACGCUGGGUUGACAGUAAUGCCUAGGCCGGCUGGAAGAGUGCGCGCGCCUGAUCCCGCAUGGUGGUGAACUAACGCGGGAGGAGAGGCGAGCUACGUUGGGGUGACUGUGACGCCUUGACCGAGGGCAUUGGGGACUGGUCAUACGCAACGCGUCUCUGAAUGUGCGAACGCCCGGUCGAUGUCCAGGUGAUAAUACCGAUGAGAUGAGAGCAAUGAGGUCGUGGUAGCGAGGCUGAGCUCUGUGGUCCGGGAGCCACGUCGUAUUUUGAUUGGUCGAUCGAUUGAUCAAUACGGAGACGUUAAGUGCCUCCCUCCCUCUCCACGAGUCUCUGAGGAAGGGGUGGGAGAAGAAGAAGGGAGGGGGGGGUGUUUUAAGCAGCUGUCAGUUUGCAGGAGGGGUUGACGGCAGGCAGUCGAAGGGAGAAGAGGGGCGUCGUUUGAUGAUCAAAAGUCGGCCCCCCUCAAUGAGUGAGAACAGAUCGGCUACCGUGACUUUCAAGGAGAGAAAUGGCGCAUUAACGAAGCUGUACUGGGGUGCACGACAAGUCCCGGGCAGCACGGGGCGUUAGGGGGGAGCGGAGCGGGAAUCUCAUCGGCAGCAAAAGUGGAGCGGGAAUCUCAUCGCCAGCAAAUUCGCAGUCAGGUAACGCGGAACUUCGAGGAGUGAGUGGAGCGUGCGCGCGGAACGCGCGACCGCUGAUCAACGAGUCAACGUGAGAGCACGAGCGGGUCAGCAGCGCUGCUGCUGUAUAAUAGAUGAUUAAGCGUGAGGGGAUAAGCACCACGAGGCGACCGGGAGCCAUCGCCCGAUGGGUUGCGUAGGGUCGAAGGAGAAAGGCGAGCCGGAGCCCCGCGGCAAGCGGAUCCGGAAACCGAGACCAUGGAAGCAGGAGAUGCCGAUUACCCGUGCGGAGAUAAAGCGAAUGCGAGAAGAAUUCUGGGACACAGCUCCUCAUUACGGGGGCAAGAAAGAGAUAUGGGAUGCAUUGCGAGUAGCAGUGGAGGCAGACCUGUCCAUGGCACAAACGAUUGUGGAAAGUGCCGGCAUCAUUGUUUCAUCGGAGGAUUUAUCGUGCUGCUAUGAUGAACGAGGUGCCAAGUAUGAUUUGCCAAAUUAUGUUCUUAGUGACCCGGUCAACCUGAAGGAUUGAGAAUAAGCAACAGGAGAGGGAGAAUGCAUGAGUGCCGCACCGAUGAAUGCCACUCGACAAGGCAUCUAUGGGGUGCCCACUUCUUAGUGUCCAGCAUGUCUUGCUGCACUUUAAGAUUCCGUGCCUUGCGGAAUGGGCUUUUGGGUAAGGUGGAUGAGGAAAGGGAGGAGGCCAUGUUGGGAUCGGGGCUUUCUGUUAUUUGAUUGCCGUUGGACUCGGGGGCGCCUCUCUCUCUCUCUCUCUCUCUCGGUCACAAGGUAGCACGAAGGAAGUCCCUUUCGAGAGGGUUUUCAUAUGUGAUUGUUCUGACACCCUGAUCGGGCAAUAGUCCAGUUGUGGGAGUAGUGGUAGCACAAGCAUGGAGGAGUGCGGAAAGUUAAAUGGUAUGAGGACAGGUGCUACUGCUCAAGUGGACGGUGCAAAUUGUCAUCAGAUAUUGUAUAUGGGCACCAUUUCUGCAUGCAUGGUAGUGGGAGUAUGGCGGCUCUCUUCACAGAUAAGUUGGAUCGCACAGAGAGCGUGUGUCCUUUGGUUCCUGCAUAUCGCCAUUCCAUGUUUUGGAUUUGGUGAAAUGAGAUGAACAGAUGCAAUCGACCUGCGGCUUAGGAGUGCUGCGGCUGUGACUUGAAAGACCUGCAAUAGUUGAUCCAUUGCAUAUGAUAUGUUGGAAGGGCUGAGAGUUCAAGCAGCAACAGCAUAUGAGGAGGUUUUGCAGUGAACUGUGCAUCAUGGUGCCUCCAUAUAUCUUUUGCAUUCGCGGUCUUCCUUCUCUGCUGUUAGCGGAAGGUUAAUGGGGACACACAUAUGAUCCUUGUGCUGAGAAGUAUAGUUCUUGCCAUUCUUCAUCGUGUAGCAGAGUGACGCUGACAACGGUUAUAGGGCUCUCUGAUGAGCAAUGAAGAGCUUCAACUCAG
Molecule: messenger RNA, 2546 nt
Organism: Chara braunii
Lineage: Eukaryota; Viridiplantae; Streptophyta; Charophyceae; Charales; Characeae
Source: the annotation of a GenBank genome assembly